Molecule: messenger RNA, 1548 nt
Organism: Myotis lucifugus (little brown bat)
Lineage: Eukaryota; Metazoa; Chordata; Mammalia; Chiroptera; Vespertilionidae
Gene: METTL17
Product: methyltransferase like 17
Exons: 14
Coding region: 24-1409 (461 amino acids)
Biological process (GO): translation
Cellular component (GO): mitochondrial small ribosomal subunit
Molecular function (GO): structural constituent of ribosome; methyltransferase activity
Source: RefSeq, a predicted model, not a curated record
GUUUCCGGGUCGCAUCCGGAGUCAUGGCGACUGUAAGAAGCCCGAGUUAUCUGUUGACACUAGGCAGAUGGCGCCGCGGCGUGGGAGUAGCUCCCCAGGCCCGGGCUCUCGCCGCCCUUGUGCCCGGUGUAUCCCAGGUGGAUAACAAGUCGGGUUUUCUGGGGAAGAGGCCCCAUCGCCGGCACCCGGGCAUCCUGAAGCUGCCGUGUGUGCGGCUGCCUCGAGCGCUGGCUGACGCCGCGCAGUUAAUGCUGCUCGACAGUGCAGUGCCCAAUGUGGAGAAGCAGGUGCAAGCAUUGACCAAUUAUCUCUGGAGCCGGCAUUUACCUGUAGAGCCAGGGGAGCUGCAAAGACGGGCAGAACAUCUUGAGAAAAAAUUCCUGGAAAACUCUGACUCAUCUCAGACAGAGGAGAAACUUCGUGGAGCAGUGCUGCAUGCCCUGCGUAAAACUACCUACCAUUGGCAAGAACUGAGCUACAAUGAGGGACUGAGCUUGGUGUAUAUGGCCGCAAGACUGGAUGGUGGCUUUGCAGCAGUCUCCAGGGCAUUCCAUGAGAUCCAGACUCAACUUCCAGAGUUCCAACCAAAAACCCUGAUGGACUUUGGGUCAGGUACUGGUUCUGUCACCUGGGCUGCUCAUAGUAUUUGGGGUCAGAGCCUACGUGAAUAUAUGUGUGUGGACAGUUCAGCUGCCAUGUUGGAUUUGGCAGAAAAGUUACUGAAAGGUGGUUCAGAAAAUGGGAAGCUGUAUAUUCCAGGUGUCUUUUUCAGACAGUUUCUACCUGUAUCACCUAAGGUACAGUUCAAUGUGGUGGUAUCAGCCUUUUCCCUAAGUGAACUGCCCAGCAAGGCUGACCGCGCUGAGAUAGUCCAAACCUUGUGGCGCAAGACAAGUGAUUUUCUGAUAUUGGUGGAGAAUGGAACAAAAGCUGGGCACUGCCUUCUCAUGGAAGCCAGGGACCUGGUCCUUAAGGGAAAGGAGAAGUCACCUCUGGACCCUCGACCUGGUUUUGUCUUUGCCCCAUGUCCCCAUGAACUUCCUUGUCCCCAGUUGACAGCCUCUAAGCCCCUGGCCUGUAGCUUUUCCCAGGCUUACCAUCCCAUCCCCUUCAGCUGGAGCAAGAAGCCAAAGGAGGAAAAGUUCUCGAUGGUAAUCCUUGCCCGGGGGUCUCCAGAGGAAGCUAAUCGCUGGCCCCGGAUCACUCAGCCUGUCCUUAAGCGGCCACGCCAUGUGCACUGUCACCUGUGCUGUCCAGAUGGGCAUAUGCAGCAUGCUGUGCUCACAGCCCGCCGCCAUGGCAGGGAUUUGUAUCGCUGUGCCCGUGUCAGCUCCUGGGGAGAUCUUUUACCUGUGACCACCCCGUCUGAGCUUCUUCCGUCCCCUGUUGAAGAUCCCCCUGAGAGUUAACAAGGAUGUGUAACAAGAGUUUCUUGCAUUGUGCCUGCCAAGGCUAAAGCUACCUGGUAUCCAGGAUGGGAGUGCUUUUACCCCUAUAUAUCUGCAUUUGUUUGAAGUUUUAAUAAUUAAAAGUUUUCAAAGAAUGGGA